Ectocarpus sp. CCAP 1310/34 is the source of this 342-nucleotide messenger RNA. The record is from the annotation of a GenBank genome assembly. NCBI's taxonomy places the organism in Eukaryota, Phaeophyceae, Ectocarpales, Ectocarpaceae.
AUGGUGGUGACACUCCAAACCGAACUAGAGUGCAAGGUAGCACCUUCAUCGACACACGCUACACAGAAACCAGGGUACACGUUCUGCUGCAGACCCGACAGCUCACGCAGGGACGCAACAUGCCUUGUGCGGACGGUGAAGUGUGCCGCCAUCAACAAGCAGAACGCCGCAAGCCUCCAUGGCCCCGUCUUCAAGGGAGGGUGUGGCGGGCGGCUCCACAGCAAUUGCGGCAGCAUGUUUGAGGACGACGAAAAGCACCUCAUCUGCAGCAAGUGCGUCGACAAGGCUGGCAAGCGCAAAGCGACACCAGCUGGGGCUGCUGGGGCGGGACCAUCCAUCUAA